AUGGUUACUACUAAUCCAGGAACUGUUGUUCAGUUGCGUUAUUUGAGUGAUGAGCACUUUCAACAACUCUUUGUUGCUCAUGCAGUGUCAAUCCAAGGGUUUGCAUUGGGGUGUCGACUUGUCAUUGCUAUUGACUCAUCCCAUAUGAGUGGGCCAUAUAGGGGUGCGUUAUUUUCAGCCACUGCAUACGAUGCUAAUGACUCUAUGUUCCCGUUAGCUUUUGGUGUAAUGAGCUCAGAAAAUUAUGAGGAUUGGUCAUGGUUUUUGCAAAACUUGAAGAAAGUUGUUGCAGAAAAGGAAGUUGUUAUCAUCUCCGAUAGACAUCCAGCCCUACUUCGUAGUGUUCCCGAGGUGUUUGGCCUUGAAAAUCAUGCCUACUUUUACCGUCACUUAAAGGAGAAUUUCAGUACAUUUGUGAGUAAGCAAAUUACAAAAGGAAACAAGGGUAAAGAAAAUGCACUUCAAUUCCUAGAUAGUAUUGCCUAUGCAAAGUUAGAGCAUGAUUAUAAUGUUUCUAUGUAUGAACUACGGAAAUACAAUGAUGCUUUAGCCACAUGGGAGAAGAUAAUUCACCCGAACCUUGGGCCAUGUUCUAUGCUUGUGAAGCAUAAAGAGCAGUCCAACAAUUGGAAAGGGUCUCUAGGGCCACAAAUUGAAGAAAAUGUACUACAAAAUAUUGUCAAGGGUGAAGUGUAUCCAGUUACUCCUUUCAUGAAUGGCAUUUUUAGGCAAAUGUUUGGAAUCCCUUGUGAACAUGCGACAACUGUUAUUCUCUCCAUUGGCCACAAUGUUGCUGAUUUUGUUGAUGAAUGCUACAAAUUCCCAAUGCAAGACUUGAUCUACGCGGGCUUUUUCUCUAGUAUUGAGACCCAUGACAUGCCAAUUGUGGAUGACCAUGGAGUUGUACGAUCCAUAACGGGUCAGGUUUUCUUAUCUCUUAAGCCUCCUUAUGCAAAACGUCCUCCCGGAAGACCAAGGAAGAAGCGCAUCGAGUUCCAAUUUCAAGAUAAAUAG
Molecule: messenger RNA, 1014 nt
Organism: Vitis vinifera (wine grape)
Lineage: Eukaryota; Viridiplantae; Streptophyta; Magnoliopsida; Vitales; Vitaceae
Exons: 3
Coding region: 1-1014 (337 amino acids)
Source: RefSeq, a predicted model, not a curated record